Molecule: messenger RNA, 858 nt
Organism: Tetrahymena thermophila SB210
Lineage: Eukaryota; Ciliophora; Oligohymenophorea; Hymenostomatida; Tetrahymenidae
Product: oxygen-in-dependent coproporphyrinogen III family protein, putative
Exons: 5
Source: RefSeq, a predicted model, not a curated record
AUGAACGGAGAAGAAUAGUAUAACGAAUAAUAAAAGGAAUAUGAUUAAAAUAUUCAAUAAGAAUAAGAAUUGAGAAAUUAAGUCGAAAAUUUGGAAGAAUAAAUUGAUGUCUUAAGCGAGCAUCAAUAAAAUUGCAUGAAAUAAGGAAAGUAUAUUGAAGCAGAAAUGGCUUAAAAAAAGAUUAAGGAAUUGAAAGAGAAGUUAGAGAAGAAAAGAAAGGAGGAGCUCAAGCAAAGACAUUUAAAUGAAAAACUGGGAGUAGAAAAAGCUCAUCUUGAAGAGUUCAACUAAUUCAAUGAAUUUUGGGAUAAGAAGAUGGCCGAAUUCAAUGAAGAAGCUAAAAACAUAGAAACAGAAUUAAUAUAAAGAUAAGACGACGAAUACCAACGUGUUUCUGAAGAAUUAGAAAAAGCUGUGCCAUUUGUUCCUAAAGAUUCUUCUGAAGUUCUUAAUUUAAUGAAAAUGGAAGAACAUUUAGCAAAGCAAAACAGAUAUUUGGAGGCUCAUCAAAUUCAAUAAAAGAGAAUAUAACUUCAAAAGGAAGAAAGCAAUGGAUGGAACUAACAAAGAUUAGCAAAAAUAAAAAAUUAACUCAACUAGCUGAGACAGAGACAAAAUAACGAACUAAAUGCUCUCCGUUAAAGAAUAUAUUCAGGUUAAGAAGAAUAAAGAAAAAAUAGAUCCAUCGAAUUAGAGAGAUUACUUUAAAAGUAUUAAAAUGUCAAGAAAGAGUUAGAAGAUCAAUAGUAAAAAGAAUUUUUAGCAUUUUAGAGAUCUUUUACAUCUAAAGCCCCAACUAGCUUAACUAUCUCUAGAUAUUAACAAGGAUCAAGAUUUAACAGCACUCUUAAAGUUUGA